Molecule: messenger RNA, 2175 nt
Organism: Nasonia vitripennis (jewel wasp)
Lineage: Eukaryota; Metazoa; Arthropoda; Insecta; Hymenoptera; Pteromalidae
Product: nucleolar protein 9
Exons: 2
Coding region: 132-1928 (598 amino acids)
Biological process (GO): endonucleolytic cleavage to generate mature 5'-end of SSU-rRNA from (SSU-rRNA, 5.8S rRNA, LSU-rRNA); endonucleolytic cleavage in ITS1 to separate SSU-rRNA from 5.8S rRNA and LSU-rRNA from tricistronic rRNA transcript (SSU-rRNA, 5.8S rRNA, LSU-rRNA); ribosomal small subunit export from nucleus
Cellular component (GO): 90S preribosome; preribosome, small subunit precursor; nucleolus
Molecular function (GO): RNA binding
Source: RefSeq, a predicted model, not a curated record
GGAAAAACGUGUUCGCGGUGAGGCGAGGUGCGCACAUUCGAGGUUAUAACACAGUGUGUUUACGUUCUCUGUAGUCGCACGUUUUUACUCUUGAACCCUCUGUCGAAAGUCGCGUUAAUUAUCUGUCAGCCAUGGAAAAUCAAGAAGAAAACCCAAAGAAAAAUCUGAAACGCAAGAAGAAGAGGUCUGCGAUGCAGAUGGCGAAGAAAUUUGCCAGGAGACGUGAUAACGGAGGAGAACUGGAUGCCGAAACUUAUCAGUACAUGGUCAACGUUUUGGAAAUGAUUCGCACCGAGUUUCCAACUAUGACGGAUAAACAAAUCUUCGUGGAUAACGUCUACGAACAAACAGUUGGCAGAGAGAUCAAUUUCGCCAAAAAUCAGGUGGGUUCUAGAGUUCUUGAUACUUUAAUUAAGUAUGCUGGUUUUGAAACGAUAGUGAGGUUUUCCGAAGCCUUUAACGAGGCACUCAGGCCAUUCUGCAGUGACAGGUUCGCAUCCCAUGUAUUACAAAAGUUGAUGCAUGUCUGUGCUCACAGAGGAAACUUGGUUAAAUCAGAUGAGCAGGAGACUGUAAAAGUCAAAGAGUCAGAAGUUAAAAAGUACAAUGAGAUUACUUUAAAGUUCUGUAAAUAUGUCAUAAAUAACAUUGAAGAAUUUGUUUGGGACACAUAUGCCAAUCACGUUCUAAGAACUGCUCUAGAAUGUCUGGGAGGGCUUAUUGAUCUCAGCGAAGACAACAACAAAAAGAAGAUGGGUCCUAAUCUAGAUACCAGAAGAGAAGUUGUAGACGAGUACAAGGAUUUACUUCUUACGACGUGUAAAAGGCUGAGCAAACUUCCGCAGCUGGCUGAAUUCAAUCAGGAUGACUUGACUUCUGGACUGAUGCAAUCAGUCUUGUAUUCUCUCAAAGAUAUUGACUCAGAUCUGAACAGUGUUAUCAUAAAAAGAAUAAUUACAGAGUGUUUUACAAAAAAUGACGAGAAUAAUAUAUCGAAUGUUUUUAAUAACGAAUGCUCCAUGAGGCUACUGGAAGUCUGUCUUGCUGUUUCCAACCCAAAGGAUUUCACUGCUAUUUACGAGAGGUUCUUUGAGAAUCGUUUGCGAGAUUUGUCUCUGAUGAAAGGUGCCAAUUUUUGCGUUCAGAGAUUAUUUGAACACUGUCACACAAAGGAAAACUUUGAAACAAUCUUUGACGAGAUUUCAGAGCAUUUGGAAGCUAUUCUGAAAAAGGGGCACACUGGUAUCUUUGCCAGCUUAGCCAAAGGCUGCAAUAAGCUUCAUGCCAAGCAGGGUCCCUUUAUAAAUGUAAUAUCCAAAUUGUUGCAUUGUGAUGAACCUAACGAUAGGCAGCUCCAAAUCGUUCCUUUAGUAGCCACACUUAAGAGUUACGAAGACUAUCAGAGUUUGAGAAACAAAGGGGACACAAAAACCAAAGUACCGCUCAAUUUGCAUGGAAGCUUGUCCAUCCAAGCAAUGCUAAACUUCAACAAACCAAUCAAAAUAGUGAACUCAUUGCUGGGCAUGUGCGCCGAAGACUUGUCCGAACUACUCGAAGAUCCCAAAGGCAGUAGAAUCAUGGACGCUUUCAUGGACAGUCAGUUCAUUGGCGAGAAAAGUAGAGAAAGGCUCGCCAAGAAUCUGAGAGGCACGUGGGCCAAACUAGCUUGCAGCACUCACGGCUCGAGGUGUCUGGAUAAGGUAUGGGUUUGGGCCAAAACGGCCCAACGGCAGAUCAUCAUGGAAGAGUUGGCCGAGGUAGGAGAAUCGCUUCGUUCGACGAAUGCCGGACGAGUGAUUUCGGCGAAGCUGAACGUCCCAUUGUUUGCCAGGAGCAAAAAGGAUUGGUCAGAAGCACAGGGUAAGGACGAAAAGACCAAAGCGCUCUUCGCGGACAUCAUCGGCGGUGCGAAGAAAGAAAAGUCGUGAAGUCGUUUUAUUAAUUUAAUGUAAAAUCAUACAUAGCGUUGAAUUAUGUAAAUUUAUUACAAUUCUUAACGAUUUCCAUGCAUUGUGUGUAUAUAUCUUUACUCUGUAUAUACAUGAAAUUGUUAAAACUUACAGAGCUCGACGAGUGUCGAGCAUAUAUAUAUAUAAUAUAGAAAUGUAAAAACGAUUUUCUAGCUGUGAAUUUGUUGUUGUGAGAGAAAUAUAUCAAAUUUGCUUAAUCAAUACA